Messenger RNA from Pyricularia grisea, 2816 nucleotides. RefSeq lists its product as uncharacterized. The transcript has 4 exons. Gene Ontology annotation, cellular component: mRNA cleavage and polyadenylation specificity factor complex. Gene Ontology annotation, molecular function: mRNA binding. Bases 757 to 2037 code for a protein of 426 amino acids. Lineage: Eukaryota; Fungi; Ascomycota; Sordariomycetes; Magnaporthales; Pyriculariaceae. Gene Ontology annotation, biological process: mRNA alternative polyadenylation. The record is from RefSeq and is a predicted model, not a curated record.
GGGAUUUCUCGACGUGCAGGCAGACACUAUCAAUUUCCCGUACCUCACGCACGACUGUACCUCCAGUCCUCCGCCUUCAUCAAUCGGGACUGCUUUUGCUUUUGAAUCGUCAAGAGCUUGAGGAUUUGUUCUUUUUUCUUUCUGUUUAUUUUUCCAUCCUCCACGAGAUCAAAUUUUCUUGGUCACCCCGAGAACGAUUGAUCGCACGCACGCACACAAUCAUUUCAGUCCGACCGAAACCCCGGAUUGCCCAUCACCUCUCUACCACUCUGAAGACGUCUAUCUCUUACCCCAAAAUUAACUGCUUCUAGAAUCGAUCAACUAGUCUGCACGACAAUUUCUUUGUGGGGCUUUGGGGAGGAAGGAUCGUUUCGGUCUUUGGGGCAGAUUUGGGGCUCAGUUGGCAGUGUACCUGGAUCGUUGUACAAAGCACAGCGUGUAUCUGCCGCUGCGUCGAUCUUUCAAUCAUCAAAUUUGUCGGGUCUUCCGCUUUGGAACCUUUACCUUACAAAAAAAAAAACAGGACAGUCGGAUCAACCGCUUCCUGGGAAAGACCGCAAGCACAGAGCUUCGUCUUCGAACAGCCUUUGGCAACACAAGAGCACAAAACAAAGAGAUAAGAGAAGAGGAGCCGUGUGUAUCAGGUUCACGGAGUACACGCUCCUGUAAAUCCUGACCGCUUAAUUAGGCCUUUUCAAUACAGCUUAGCAAUAACUGAGCUUGACCUCGAGCAUCAAGCUCGCUACUUUUCACACAAUGGCCGAGGAGGAUUUCGAAAUUGACAUUUAUGGCGAUGCCAACCAGGAGCAGCAGGGCGGAGAUGACAGCAAGCAUGACCAGUCUUAUGAAGGUGGUGACCACCAGGAUGGACAUGGAUCCAACGACAAUGAACAGUACCGGGAUGACCAGCAGCAUACCGAAGAUUCAUCUCACGCAAAGCACGAUGACGAUUCUAGCCACACCGAGUCUGCCACGCCACAGCAGAGCAACCCACUGAAGCGUAAAGAGGGUUCGGAUGAGCGGGCCAUCGAUCCAGGUGCCACUUCGGCCAUCCUUAUUUCCGAGCUCCAAUGGUGGAUCACCGACGAUGAUAUUCGAGGCUGGAUCCGUGAGGCAGGCUGCGAGGAGGAGUUGAAGGACAUUACCUUCAGCGAACACAAGGUUAAUGGCAAGAGCAAAGGUCAGGUGUAUAUCGAGCUCACAUCCCAGCAGGCGGCAACGGCCAUUAAGCAUCGCCUGGAAUCUCAAGGCGAGGAUGGCGCUUCACAAGCCGGCAGGAAGCAACAAGUCAUCUACUCCUCACCAACGAUGAACCCAUUCCGAACUCUGCCUAAGGACCAGCCCCGGACGGGCAAGGAUGGCCAGAACCGUCCCACUUCUGGCACUGGUUACAACAAUGAUCGUACAGGCAACAUGGGCGGCGGAGGUGGCAAUUUCAACGGAGGUUAUAAUAACCGCGGUCGUGGUGGUUAUAACAACAUGCGCGGCGGAAUGGUCAACAAUAUGAACCAGGGCGGAUUCAACCGCAACUUUAACAACAAUGCCUACAACAAUAACAACAACAUGGGCUUCAACAAUCCGAUGGGUGGUGGCAACUUCGGAGGUGGCGGCGGAGCAAACUUUGGUGGCUUCCGCGGCGGUGGAAUGGGUAUGAACUCGAACAUGCGUGGAGGUGCCAUGCGUGGUGGCCGCGGAGGUAUGGGUGGCGGCAUGAUGGGUGGAGGUAUGGGUGGUCCCAUGGGCAACAUGGGUAAUAUGGGCGGCGGUAUGGGUAACAUGGGCAACAUGGGAGCCAUGGGCAUGGGAGGUAUGGGUGGACCUAUGGGAGCCAUGGGAGGAAUGGGAGGAAACAUGGGAGCCAUGGGAAUGAUGGGAGGAGGUAUGCCUGGAUUCCAAGGCAUGCAAGGGGGAUUCAACCCUCAGGGCUUCUUUGGCGGCGGAGGAGGCGGCAACAAUAACAGCAACAACGCACAGGGAGGCGGUGGCAACAACGAGUGGCAGAACCCGCACGGAGCCAAACGUCCUCGGCCGGAGUAGUUAUCUGGACCUAGACCGGAGAUUAUACACCAGUACCCCACGCCUCCAACGACCACGCCCACUGCAUCCACCGGUUCCCCGGGCUUUGAAAAGAUUUCGCAACAGCUGUGGGGAGCAAAGCCCAGGGCGUUCUAGAAGUAUCCCGGUUCAGCUAGGGAGGCGGCCUUCCCUUUCCCACUCAAAUUUGCUGGGACUGUGAAGGUUAGAGUCCGGCUAUGCUCAAAAUCGAAGCACAAAUGACUAGAGCAAAAUCGCGAGCAAGCGGGCGAGCAAGCGCAUGCUACACUAGAAGUACCAUUGGCAUUUUACGUACUUUUUUUUUUCUACCUGUGUCUUUUUUAAAAAACCAAUUUGUAACAGAAAGGAGUUGGGAUUGGCUUCUUUUUGAAAGAGCAAAGCAAGAACCUGAAGGCUGAUUUAUUGGCCUAUUCGAGCUGAAGGAAUACACGGCCAUUAAGCAGGAGUUUGGAGUUUGAGUUUCAUAAAUGGGAAAAAAGGGAAUAUUCAUAAUGGUUUCGUUUCAUUCUUUGUGAUGGCGACUUGACUUGGGCAAUUUAUCUCUUAAUUUCGGGUCGUAGGUAGACAGACCAUGUUCUAGACGUGCUGUACCCGGCUCCUUGUCAUGGACGGGUGGCUUUUGUUGGCUGCUGAUUUGGCUUGUUUAGACCUGACAGCAUGAACUUUCACAUUCAGUUGAUUUUGAGCUACAACCAUGAUCUUACUGGGACUGAAAAACAAGCGGUCUCGACGAUACGGUGUGAGUUUUCAUCAGCCAUUCA